GGCCGAUCGGAGAGGCUGCGGGCCCGGGGCGGGAGGCGCGGCGCCGGCCUCGGCUUGGCCAUCACCUGUCAAUAGGCUGCUGCCGAGCUCUCGGCCUCUCCGAGUCGUCACGUCUUUUGACAUGUUGAAUUGUGGAAAUUAGGUGCCAAGACACCAAGAAUGAGUGUUACUUCAUGGUUCCUGGUGAGCAGCUGCGGCUCUCGCCACCGGCUCCCGAAAGAAAUGAUUUUUGUUGGGCGAGAAGAUUGCGAACUAAUGCUUCAGUCUCGCAGUGUAGACAAGCAACAUGCAGUAAUCAACUAUGACACAGCAACAGAUGAGCACCGGGUAAAGGACCUUGGAAGUCUAAAUGGGACAUUUGUAAACGAUGUAAGGAUUCCUGACCAAAUCUACGUAACACUAAAAGUGAAUGACACUGUUCGAUUUGGAUAUGAUUCAAACAUGUAUAUGUUGGAAAAAAGUACACACAGAGUUCCUGAAGAAGCCCUGAAGCAUGAGAAAUACACCAGUCAAUUUCAGAUACAUGUGAAAACAGCAGAAGAUAAGAAGGUGGAACAAUCUGAUAUGGCACAGGACCAGUCAAGUACAAAAUUGGAGUCACCAAGACAAAAUCUUGAAAAGACUGAAAAGAAAGAUGGUGCCACAAUUAGACCCACUCCUCUGUAUGGCCAACCAUCAUGGUGGGGAGAUGAUGACGUGGAUAAUCAAGGAGAAGGAAGUGAACUGAAGAAAACCGAUUCCGUUAAGGAUCAUUCCAAAGAAACCCCAAGAAAUGAGCAGGAAAUUAAUGGAAACCUUCCGGAUUAUAAAGACUUUGGAGAUAAAUCUGUUUAUUCAUUUCGAAGAGAGCCCAGCUACUUCGAAAUUCCAACAAAAGAAUUUCAACAGCCGUCCAAGACUCCAGACUGUGAAGUUCAUGAAAUUCCAACAAAGGACACUGAUACAAUUCCAUCACCUCGAGUUCAGAGUCAUGCUUCCUUUACUAUUGAGUUUGAUGAUGGCACCCCAGGCAAAAUGAAAAUAAAGGAUCAUGUAACCAAAUUUCCUUUGAGACAAAGAAAGGCUCAGCAGGUAGAAAAAGUUCCUGUACAGGGUGAUGUACUGUCAGCAGAGAAUAAAGUGGUUGACUGGCUGGUUCAGAAUGACCCAAGCUUAAUGCUGAAAAGGCAGGCGUCAAGGGAUAUUUACAGCACCAAGAGUGAUCACCAGGUUCAUAUAAAGACUCUAAAAGGUUGUAGACAUGAAGAUGGUACUCAAAGUGAUUCGGAGAAUCAAAUUGCUUCUAAACAACAGGAAAAAGGAGACUCACCUCUGGAUUCACCUCCAAGGCAAAUACAGAUUUACAGUGAUGGUAAAAUGUGCCAGCUCCAACAUGACCAACAAGAUAUGCCCAUGGGCCAACAAGCUUUUGUUAUUGAAUUCUUUGAUGAUGAUAAUCCUCGUAAACGUAGAGCACACUCUUUCACUCAAAAUGCAAAUGCCAUGCACAAUGAUUCUUAUAUUGCUCUCAGAGCUAAACUAGAAAAACGUAAGGGCACCUCAACCUGUGAGAAAGUUUCAGUACAGCAAGCACAAUCUUUAGUGCAAAUGAGUAAACCUGCUGCUAGUUCAUCACUUCCCCAAAGGUCUAAUUCACUAAAGAGAGAAAAGACUGAAGAGCGAUUAGGCACCUCUGCUACUUCAAGCUCCAAAGGUUCACUUCGGAGUUUUGGGAGUGUGGGACGAAAGAGUAAACUCAGCCAGGAGUUUGCUGCUGAACUAUUGAAAGAAACUGCAAAAAGUGUUAAAGUCGAUAAACCUUCAGAUCCUGUUCCUGCGACAGUUGCACGUGUGUCAGUGACACCUCCUUUACCAGAGGCACUAAAAGCACCAUCAACACCUUCAACAAAGGCAACCUCAAGAUCAGCUGAUUCACCAAAGCCAAACUCCAGACAGGGUGAUCAAGACAGUUUAAGUGACACUGGCACAUACACUAUUGAAACAGAUACACAGGACAAAGAGGUUGAAGAGGCUCGGAAGAUGAUAGAUCACGUGUUUGGUGUUUUUGAAUCACCUGACUUUUCUGGAAUUAACUCUGAAAUUUAUAGACCUGUAAUCUGUGGUGAAGAUACUCCAACACUAAGGGAUGAAGAUAAUGUGUGUAAUCAAAAUACUAGCACUAUUUACCAGCAAGCACCUACAGUACAGGCAUAUCGCACUACAGCCAUUACUGGUUCUGAUACUGUGCCACAGGUGCGUCCAGUAGGCCCCAUAUCCCAUGGAACUCAAAAGUGGGUCUCAAGAUGGGCUAGUCUUGCUGAUGGUUAUAAUGGUUCUGUGCCAGUUAGUGGAUUCCAUGACCUUCAACAAGGGAAAGACUCAGCCACAGUUGAUAUUGGAACUUAUGGCAAGAGCAUUGAAACUCUAGAUUCAGAUGCAGCAUCAACAACUAGCCAGUCAUCUCGAAAGCGUCGGACUCUUCCACAGUUGCCACCCAGUGAAAAACUUGAUUCUCCAAAACCAAAAGAUUUUCUUCAGCAACGUUCUCCCCCUAGCUCUGAAUCAAUAAAGAAAUUAGAAAUGGAAUUGCGCUCCUUUCCACAGACUCAUGAAAAAUUGUUUAUUUGUGAAGACAAAGACUUGGAGCCUGACAGUCUGAGUGAUGAUGAUAAGUCUGAUGACUCUUCCCAUAUUGCAAAAGGGAAGGGUAGGAAGUAUAGAAUUUCCCGGGUUAUUAGAAAAUUGCACCAAGAGCAGACGUGGAAUGAUCAGGGAACAUCUGAUAUGUCUGAAGGUGGACCACAGGUGACUGAUGCAUACACACAAAGUACAGCCAAAGAGCUUUCAGACUCAAGUGGCAGUAAAUGCUUCUCAGAACAUGAUCUGAAAUCUUCUUCCUAUAGUAGCAUAAAAGAAAAAAAGUUGGAAAGCCCCGCUAAACAAACUUCACUAGCUAAAGUGACAUUAGCAAGCUUGGAAAGAAAGACAAAAGAACGAGAGUUUAGCUCAAAAUCAUGUAAUGUUUCAUCCUCUACAAGAUGGUCAUCUGUCUCGGAUACCAGCAAGGCUGCUCUGGAAAACACAGAUGCAAUCAGCUCCACAAGUAAAACAACUCGAAUAAAUAACAGAAGUCCCUCCCGAGAAAGAAAGAAGACUUCAUCAAAAGAUUCUCGUGCAUCUGUUAUCAGACAAGAAAGCUUUACUAAAGACAGACCAAGUAUUGAUACCGCAACAUAUAAAGUUCCUAAUAUUUCAAGCCAGUUGUCAGUUAAAGAUCAUGCAAGAACCUCCCACAGGACAGAAUGCACAGAGGACACACACCUCAUUCUGAAGGAUACCGAAGCUGCAAUGGCAGCCUUAGAAGCAAAACUCCAGUCUCAAGAUUUCCAUUUUAGUCAGCAAGAAAGUAAUUCCCAUGUCCAAGGUGAUUCCUUCUCUGGAGAAUCAGAUAAUGACACAACAAGUUCUGUAAGUCUGAAAAGUAAAAAUACCACUAGUUCUGUGCGGAAACAGAAGAAUCUCAGUAGUGCACACAAAGGGAAAACAGCUGCAUCAGUCCAAGACCAUCCACAUCAAGCCAAUGCUCGGGAACGACUGUCUGAGAAGCGCCGAACCCAGCUUCUGGAUACAACCAAUAAACCAGACUACAGUCGGCGUUUCCAGCUGAAACGCAGCACAGGAUCACGUGGCUCAACAGACUUCACAGAUGAUGAGAGGUCCUCCAGCCUUCCAUAUUUACCGAUAACCGAUACACUCUCUUCUGACCAGGAGCACACUCAGACCAGUAAACCUCAAAUGCGUAAAAAGUUUUCUGGUUCUCUGCGCAUGAAGGAGGAUUCGAACAAGUCAACAAAAUGUUCAGUACAAACAACACUGACCCGUUCCAACAGCCUUUCAACACCCAGACCAACCAGAGCAUCUCUGCUGCGCCGUGCUCGCCUUGGAGAUGCUUCAGAUAAUGAGGGUGCUGAUGUGGACAAAGUUUCAUUGGCUUCAGAACUGUCCACGACAAGUUCAACUUCUUCAAAGCAACCAACUGAUAAGAAAUUAUCACGGCUUGAUAUGCUAGCUUUGCCCCGGAAACGAGCCGGUUCACUCACUGUAAAUAGUGACACAGAAACCUCAGUGUUGAGGAGCAGUUUUAGUGUGAGAAGCGUUGAUGUAACUACUACUAGUCGCAAGUCGAUCAGUACUGAUGCUAAAACAGCAGCUAGAAAAAUUACUGCAAGUACAGCAAAACAGACAAGAGUCCGUGGUAAUGGUACAAAAUCAGCUUCUAACUCAAGAUGGAGACAACAAACUUCAGAUUACACUUCUACUUCAGAGGAGGAGUAUAACUCAAAUCACGCUUCUCCUAAACACAACCGCUUACAUGCCUCAACAGCUACCCACAGCAACAGAGCCCAGUCUUCCAGUUCAGGAAGAACAAGGCAAAAUGUGAAUGAUGUUGACGAUCCAUAUGAAAACUGGACUACACACAGCGCAGAAAUUGCAAGACUCAGCCAAGAUUUAGCUAAAGACUUGGCAAUCCUUGCUAGAGAGAUUCAUGAUGUGGCAGGAGACGGAGAUUCUUUAAGUUCAUUGCCACCUACAUCUACCCUCGGCUCCACAAUUUCAGCCAGGGAAGAGAUGCCAAAAUCAUCAUCACGGACAUCCCAUAACUCGCAGUUGGUGCAGCACAUUCCUGAAGCAAGUCUGAACUUCCAGAAGGUUCCCCCAGAAUCUUCGGGAAUUAGGAAAGAUUUGGAUCAAAAUAUGAAUGAUAGCAAAGAUCCAGAUUCAAAAAGAAGAAGCUGGAACAGAGAAGAGGUCAUACUGGAUAAUCUCAUGUGGAACUCAGUUUCCCAGCUGUCACAGUUUAUACGAGAAAAUAUGGAACAGACUGCAGCAAAAAUAAAAAUUCUAUUCCAAAAUAAAGACAGAAAUUGGGAAGAGAUUGAGGCCAAAAUAAACUCUGAAAAUGAAGUGCCAAUUCUCAAAACAUCAAAUAAGGAAAUAUCUUCUAUUUUUAAAGACUUGAGAAGAGUUCAGAAACAAUUAGAAGUAAUCAAUACAAUCAUAGACCCUGAUGGAUCUCUGGAUGCCUUGGCUGCUAAUCAAAUGCCACCAAAUUCUGCUUCAGCAAUGAAGAUGAAAGAAAGGACUGUUAAUACAAUGAUCUCCUCAAAAGAUUUGCCAAAAUCACCAACUCAGAUAGUGAUGGCGUAUGCCCACCAGGGCUCUAAACCAUCCCAGCUGUCAUCAGACGCAGACAGCAUUGACUCUGACUCUGAGUGUAAUACUCAGUAUACCAUGGUAGAACCAAAUACGGAAGAUACCAUUACAAUGCUUUGAAAGAGCAUGUUUUGUUUUGGCCAUUAUUGUGCCAGUGUGCAUUGUCAUUGUUGCUAUGUGAGGGUGAUUGUGGAAAAAAAACUGUAUAGAAUAAUGUUGUGACUGAUAUAUUGCACAAAAAAAGCUUUUUGAAAAAAUGGAAAUUAGCAAAAAAAACUUAGCUAGGCUGCAUAACACUGUGGCAACAUACAUUCAACAUAAGUGCAAAAUGGAAUGUGACUGAAGCCGAAAAAGUAUCAGUUCUUGGCUAAGGCGUGCCAUUUGAAUACUAUGUAACUACCAUGCACUGAAGAACAUACUAGUAUUCCGUUUUGCAUGUCAAGUUCAGCACAAACUUAAUAAUUGAACAAUGGCUCCAAUUAGCAACUUAUUACAUUCUUAGUUUUCUUCGCUUUUUUUAUAUCAUGAUGUUAUGAUAUAGACAGACUGAUAUUUAACACACAGUGGUGUUUUCAAUAUUGGUUAAAUAUUUUGUGAGGGAGAAAUCAAUCACUUUCCUCUAACUUGAUCUCUAUUUUCUUGUAAACAUAUGUAAUAGUUGACUAGCUGUAUUUGGGUCAGGUAUGUGGUAUUAUUUCGUCACUUCAGUACAAUGCAUGAAUACAUAAGGUUUUUCUAAUCCUCGAUGUUGAGCAGGGUUUAAUUUUGAGGGAGCAAAUCCAUACACAUCACUUCAUUGAUACGACAAUUCUAAAGCUUCCAGACAGUUUUCUACUUUAAAUUGUAACCAAUUCAAACAAACAUAACCUCCUCAGCCAAUAAAUUCUGCAAGAGCAAAGUUGGGACUUUCCAACUUUCCAGAAAACAGUAAUGCACAAGUAAAUAUACUGUAUAUCCCAUACUUUAACAUGUCAUGGUUUAUCAAUGAAAAUAUUUUCAGCUGUAUGUGCUUAAGAUACGUUUUCUCUCAAGCUGUUCUCCUUUUAACAUGCUUAUUUUUGCCACUCACAUUAUCCCCUUUCAUACCCGUCCAUGAACUUCCCACUUAAUUACAGCUAACUCCACUAGUGCAUGGCUUGCCUUCUGUACUGAUCUAACAUGCCAACAGUCACAGAACUCUUUCAUAGGGAAGAACUUGUCUGAGUGAUAUUUGAAGUUUGGACAACUUUCAUGAAGGUUUAGAAUUGUAAUAUUAGAGCUGUCAAAGUGUCGGAUAUGGCAAAUAACAAAAAAAUGAUACUAAUUUUUGAAAAGUUUCUUUAAAAUGAGAAAAUAUUUCCUGGACAGAAGCAUUAAUGAUGCCUACAUUUGUGCUGAUGAGCUUCAGAAAUUUAAUGCACAAGCUCUAGAGCUCUUAAACCAAGCAAAACUCAUUAAUAUCCUUUCUAUGAUCAUAACCUGUACAAAAAUGAAACAUGCAUUGGAUGUUUGCACAGGAUAAAGACAUUAAAAUUUUUAAUUGGUUACAAAUACCAUGAAUAUAGUGCAUAAACAACAGCAGCAAUGUUCUGUGACAACUGGAAUGAUAAAUUAUAAAGUUGUAAAUGACUAUCUUUGUAACUGCAGCACAGUUAUUUCAGUGGCUUGGUUCUUAUGAAGUUUGACUUCAUUACUGCAGAUUAACCCAUCUAAGACAAAACCAGAGCCAAAGAUCUUAGCUUUUCACUGGCAUUUUCUUUAAAUUCACUCUCUCUCAUCAGUUGGUUUAAUACAACUUCCAAAGGUUUAUAGAUCAAUUCUUGCAAUAAUUAUGCACCUUCAUAUUACCAUUUCCUAAGAUAUAGUAAGUGAACAAAUGACAGUGAGGCCACCUAUAGUACACAACAUAAUGGAUGAAUGUAAAUAUGGCAUCUGUGUACUCUUGUACUUUAUGUGCAUGUGUGUCUGCCUGUUCCUGUUACUAUGAUGCAUAUGUUGUUUCAGCAUAAGUUUGACUACUCACCAUAAAGAACAAAAGCUGGUGGCAUGGCAGCCAACAAUUAUCAAUGACUAACUUUUAAUGUGUGCAGCACCUCUAUGUAUGAUGCAAAAUCCCCUGCACUUCUUCCUGGAGAUCAAUUUUUGUGCUGCACCUACCUUUCAUGUAUUGUGUACUGUAGGUAUCUGUGAGGUAUGAGAAUUUGAAUACAAGAAGUCAUUUUUUGGGUGGUGUUGCCUAUUAACAGUCUUCCACUUGCAGUCAAAUUAUAAUUUUAAAUGGUGACAGACUAGUGGAGGUAUAAUGUCCAAACUUCAAUUCCUUUUUAAUUUAUUUGCUGCAGAUAAUUAGAUAGUUUUUUUUAAAAAGAAACAUUUUAACCUUUAGGUUUGGUCCUGAUUUGACUGACUGCUCUCAGCAAGCACACUGGCUUUAUGGAAAAAAAUAUUGUCACCUCCUUUCACUGAGAAUUAAAUUGAUAGCAGAAUUGUAAGUUUGGUACAGCAGUAUAUGAAUAUGUUAUUAUAUGUUGCUUAAGAAAUAGCAUCUCUUGUAUGUUCAUAAGUUAAAUUUUAUGGGGACUUUGCUAUUUUAAUAGUUGACUGAUAACAAUUUUGUCAAGCAGUUUGGAAGAUUCAGAAUCAGAAACUGAUAUCCAAAAUGAUUAGUUGAUUUAAAAAUAAGAUUGUUGUACGCUUACACUAAAUUUUCAUAAAUGCAGAAAAUGUAAUUCCUUCAAUAUUGUUGUACACUGUUCAUAAGUAAUGUCCUGUGCUAAAGUGUCUUAAGCACUUGUUGCUUGCCUGCUGAUACUGUACUUUUUCUUGAGUGGCACAUGUAUUAUUUUACCUGUAACAAAUUCUAUUUAAAUGAAAAAUGCCGACCAUGCAGCUUUUUAUUUCCAACUGGAUCGUGCCAUUUUUGGAAUAUUGUAUUUCUGUACACUUUCUAGCUUUCUAUUUGUUGUAUAUUUCACUUUUGCACAAUUGUAUAAAGCUGAAUAUACUCGGCUUUCUUUCAUUUUUGGCCAGUUUCAAAGGUGUAAUUUAUUUUGUUGCCUUAUAAUGAAUAUCAUGUGUAAAUUUUGUUGAAAUGAAAGCAUUUGAUUUUUAAAUUGUUUUGCACACAGUAGUAUAAUUUUAGAUUUCUAUUUAAUUUUUCCAUAGAAUGUAAUGAUAAUAAACCAUUCUUCAUAGCAGUGAAAUGUUUUUGUUAAUAUCCCUGUUAACAACUGAUGAAAUGUUAAACUGACUAGGCUGCAAAAUGAAGUAUUUAGUAAUUAUAAUAAAAAUAGACUCGUCAUCUCAAGUUAUCACACUGGUCUGUGCCAAACUGAAAUUUGACUGCUUUGAAUUUAUUUUCACUCUUAAAUUGUAAUAGAACCCUUUUCUACAAGUCCGUUUGAAUCAGAGGAAAGAGGAAAAUUGGAACUAAAGAAUGCUUAAAAUGGCCUCGUUUCUUUUCAUAAGAGUUCUUUCUUCUUAAAGUCCAGCAACUGUUAUCCUGGGUGGGGGGGGUUAAAUAAUCAUGGAAAUUUACAGCACAGAAUUAGACCAUUUGGCCCAUUCUAUUUAUGCCAACAAAAAUCCCACUUUGUAGCUCUGCAGGUUGUAGCUUUUUAAGUGUUUUACCAGGUACUUUAUAAAUGUAAGCUUCCACUAUUUUUUUCAGGAAGUAUGUUCACUUGUUGAGUGAAAUAACUUUUCUCUCAAUUCCUCUCUAAUCCUUCCAGAAGUUAAUUUAAAUGUAUGCCCCUCUAGUUACUGACCUCUUGGCUAAUGAAAUAGAUCAUUUUGUUCACCACAUCUAGGCCUCUCAUAGUUUUAAGCCAUCCCUCAGUCUCCCUCAUUCCUAAAGAAACAACCCCAGCCUAGGUAGUCUCUCCUAUAAUUCUCCAUCCCUGGCAAUAUCCUCACUCUGUAUGUUAACAAAUCCGUCCUGGUACUCUAGCUGUUGCCUAAUCUGUAUUUUGUCCAGUUUUGUCAUGAUCUUUCUGAUGCUUUGACUAAAACAGGUAGAUAUCUAUAUGCCAGUUUACCCACCUGUCUUGCUUUCUACAGGGAUUUGGGAAUUGCAUUCCAAGAUCCCUAUGUUCCAUUACAUUUCCUGGUAUCCUACCCUUUAUCAUGUGUUCCCUUGAAAUGUUUGCCCUCCCCACAUAUAUGACUUUGUACUUCUCUGGAUUGAAUUCCAUUUCCCACUUUUGUGCCACCUAACUGCAUGCACCUCCAGUGACCUUGACAUCGAUAUUGUUGUCUGUGCAGAGUUUGCACAUUCCUUGCUUGAGCAUAUGGGUUUCCCUCCUGGUGCUUCAGUUUCCUAACAUGUUCCAAUCACAUGCCGUUAAGUUAAUUAGCUGCUGUGCCAUACCCUUAAUAUAGGUUGAUGGUAAAGAUAAUCAAAGUGGAGUUGAUCACCAUGUGUGUGAGAGAGAGAGUAAGUUGCAGGGGUACAAGAAAAUAAUGGGAAUAAGAUUCUGGAAGCAAUGGAAGUGAUGGGCCAAAUGGUCUCCUUGUGCAUUGUUAUAAAUCUAAGAAAAGGUAAUCAGUCCAUUGUUGGAAGAAAGCUGGCCAUUUUAUGUUUACUUCAAGAUAAAAGUAUAUUUGUUUCCUAAACAAUUUAGGAAAUAGAUAUAUAUCAAACUUUUGUGACUUCCAUUGUACUUGUUCAACAUUUCAUGUGAUAUUUUCAGUAAUAAUACAAGCAAACUAAAAUGUAUAAUGCACUUACACAAUAUUAGAUUCAAGUUUUAUUCCAACUCAGACGUUGGACAGGCACGGUAGUAUAGUGGUUAGCGUAACGUUAUUACAGCAGCGACCCGGGUUCAAUUCCGGCCACUGUCUGUAAGGAGUUUGUAUGUUCUCCCCGUGUCUGUGUGGGUUUCCUCCGGGUGCUCUGGUUUCCUCCCACAUUCCAAAGAUGUAAGGGUUGGGAAGUUGUGGGCAUGCUAUGUUGGCACUGGAAGCAUGGUGACACUUGCGGGCUGCCCCCAGAACAUUCUACGUAAAGAUGCGUUUCACUGUGUUUUGAUGUACAUGUGACUAAUAAAGAUAUCUUAUGAUGAAA
This is a messenger RNA of Pristis pectinata (smalltooth sawfish), 10237 nucleotides long. Its product is annotated as centrosomal protein of 170 kDa protein B-like. The transcript is spliced from 20 exons. The coding region runs from base 160 to 5313 and encodes 1717 amino acids. The record is from RefSeq and is a predicted model, not a curated record. Lineage: Eukaryota; Metazoa; Chordata; Chondrichthyes; Rhinopristiformes; Pristidae. Gene Ontology annotation, molecular function: protein binding.